AUGAUGAUACUUGGCUCUUUAAUGUAUGCCUCUGUUUUUGGAAAUGUUUCUGCAAUUAUUCAAAGACUUUAUAGUGGAACGGCUAGAUAUCAUACUGAAAUGAGUCGCUUGCGCGAAUUCAUUCGUUUCCAUCAAAUUCCAAAUCCACUUAGGCAAAGACUAGAAGAAUAUUUUCAACAUGCCUGGUCUUAUACAAACGGGAUUGAUAUGAAUACAGUACUUAAAGGCUUUCCUGAUUGCCUACAAGCAGAUAUAUGCCUACAUUUAAAUAGAAAUUUGCUCAAUAAUUGCGCUGCUUUUUCUAAAUGCUCACCUGGAUGUUUGAGAGCUUUAAGUAUGCGGUUUAGAACAACACAUGCUCCACCAGGCGAUACUUUAGUUCAUCGUGGUGAUAUUCUUACCGGUUUAUAUUUUAUUGCACGGGGUUCUGUUGAGAUAGUAAAAGAUGAUUUGGUUGUAAGCAUUAUUGGUAAAGAUGAGGUUUUUGGGGAAAAUCCAAUGCUUAACGAGGAUGUUGGUAAAGCUAGUUGCUCAGUUCGUGCUUUAACUUAUUGUGAUUUACACAAAAUUCUUCGAGAUGAUCUUUUAGAUGUUUUGGAAAUGUAUCCAGAAUUUGCUGAACAUUUCUGCAAACAUUUAUUAAUUAAUUACAAUUUGAGAGACGAAACUUUGUCACGAAAAAAUCACCCUCCAAGAUUCUUUCAUCCUCCGUUAACUGGAAGACUUUCUUCCUCUUCGUCUAUACAAAAACAACAAAAUCAGAAUCAACAUAAUCAAUUACUGGUAAUGCCUAUGCAACGUGGGGUUAAUCAGAAUAACAGAGAAAAUCUGUGUGAAGAUUUUCGUGCAUAUUCCUCUCAAUUUCGCCCAUUAUUUGCGGAUGAAUUAAGGCCACAGGUGUCAGUCGAAGCGCCAACACCAACUUCAGCUACAAUACCACAAGAACAACAAAAUUCUACAUCAACCGGUUAUGGUUGUGUUCUUCGUUCACUUACCGGAAUGGGUUCAAGUUUAAAUGGACAACAACAACAAACAGAAGAAAAUAAUUACCCAAAAUCCCCUCCUCCUCUCCCAAUUUCUUCAACUUUUGGUCCAAAUAUAGACCACACAUUUCCAGCUGUUGAUGCUUCAGAAAAUGGAGGAGGAGAAGAAAGAAUAUUAAAUAAUAACAAUAAUUCCUCAUUUUUAUUAACUUCAUUUCACCCUCCCCCACCUCCUCCACCACCCCCACCUCUUCCCCCACUUCCUCCUUUAAAUUAUGGAGAACAACAACAACAGUUAUAUUUAUUUAGACAACAACAAAAAAAUGAGGAACGUUUCGAUCAACUUAAUAGGCGUUUGGAAAAUAUUGAAACGUAA
Messenger RNA from Meloidogyne enterolobii, 1359 nucleotides. The record is from the annotation of a GenBank genome assembly. NCBI's taxonomy places the organism in Eukaryota, Metazoa, Nematoda, Chromadorea, Rhabditida, Meloidogynidae.